AUGAACAUCGGAAUCGAGAUGAAGAUAGAAACAGCAACAAAGGCCACGGAUGUUGUGCUGAAAAUAUCUCCUAUGGAACUGCGCAUGUCUCCCUCAAUCAUUCGGCUACUGUCGGCUGUCAAUAUGGAGUUUGCCAACAGCAGUGCUUCUGUAAGUAUUUCAACACUCCCUGUAGAAGCUGUGGUUUUAUCUCGCGUUGAUGAGCUUCAGGAUCGGACGGAAGGCAGUUCGCUCACUCCCAAGCUUCGUUCAUUCCCGCAAUAUUGGAAGCCCAGGCGUUUCGACCAGAAAAAAUAUUGGUUUUUCCUGGCACCUACAGCAGAAGAAGCUUGCGAGGACAACAUAGACGAUGCUGCCGAUAAAGCGGUCAUGAAGAGGGCUCCUAUAGAGCAUGCUCACGUAGAGAUGGAAAGGAUCAACUUUACGCUCGAAUCUGGAGACAGUUCUGUAUGUUUCGUAUCGCGUAAAGUUUGUACUACUACAUUCUGUUACUUGUUUCUUCACAGGUGCCCGUACCGCUCAUCUUCAUGCAAAUACUUGUAAAC
Messenger RNA from Cylicostephanus goldi, 545 nucleotides. NCBI's taxonomy places the organism in Eukaryota, Metazoa, Nematoda, Chromadorea, Rhabditida, Strongylidae. The record is from the annotation of a GenBank genome assembly.